Messenger RNA from Saprolegnia parasitica CBS 223.65, 926 nucleotides. RefSeq lists its product as hypothetical. The coding region runs from base 93 to 926 and encodes 277 amino acids. Gene Ontology annotation, molecular function: O-methyltransferase activity; RNA methyltransferase activity; snRNA binding. NCBI's taxonomy places the organism in Eukaryota, Oomycota, Saprolegniomycetes, Saprolegniales, Saprolegniaceae. The transcript is spliced from 6 exons. The record is from RefSeq and is a predicted model, not a curated record. Gene Ontology annotation, biological process: snRNA modification.
GAAGCGACGGGGAGACCGGGGUGACAUGGGCGCCGAGGACAAGCGCUCGAAGCUCGCAACAAGCAAAGCCGCAGACGCUGGAAAAGACAAGGAUGCUCUGCGCGUACUACGCCUUUCGCUGGGGCAACGGUGCGAUCGAGGGCAAGCUCGAAGAAGACUCGCGCCUUGCCAUCUUCCAGCGCGAGUGGUUUGAAGGCAAGAAGGCCCUCGACAUUGGCUGCAACUCGGGCGACUUUACGCUUGAAGUGGCGCGUCGCUUUGCCCCGGCGUUCAUCAUGGGCAUCGACUGCGACGCCGACCUCAUCACACAAGCACGCACGACGCUCAAGGAGUACAUUUCCAAGCUGGCUGUCACCGAAGCCUUCCGCGAAGUGCAGAAAGACCAUGGGCGCAAGGACGAGCAUCACCGCGAUGAUGCAGACAACGACGACGACGAAGAGCUCCCGCUCUCCUUUCGUCUAUGGAAGCCACCGGCGUCGACGCAGCCCAGCGUGGAUCCACUGCCCAACAUUGGCAGUUUUGCCUCGGGGGUGCGCUUCCCGUACAACGUGGUCUUCAAGCGAGAAAACAUUGCGACCGACGUGCACACGGGCAAAGACUAUGACGUCAUCACGUGUCUGAGCGUCACGAAAUGGAUCCACCUGUACCAUGGCGACGCUGGCAUCCAGCAGCUCUUCCACCUGGCGUACGCGCUGCUCUUGCCAGGCGGGUACUUUAUCUUGGAGCCCCAGAAAUGGAAGUCGUAUCACAACCGCAGGGACACGAACGAGACGACGCGGGCUCACUACGACAGCAUUGCGCUGCGCCCGUCGGCCUUCUCGACGUACUUGCUCGAGACGGUCGGGUUUCGCUCCAUGACGCUGCUCAAGGUCUGCAGUACGUCGGCGCAUGGCUUUCGCCGCCCCGUGUACCUCUACCAAAAGUAG